GCGUUGCAGCGUGUGUGUGUGACAGCGUGUGUGUCUGUGUGCAUGUGUGUACGUGUGUGUACGUGUGUGUGUGGAGGCGCCACGUCGGCAGAACAGUCAGAGGCAGAGAAGCUGCUGCAGCCUGAGUCCUAGUCUGAGAAGUUCUGACGCUGCUGCUGCUGCGGAUAAAUGCGAUAAAACCCGAAACCUCCCCGAGAAGAACCGACGACCUUUCACCGCCCGAGCUGCAGCUUUCACCCGCAAACACAUCGGUCAAACUGCGGCAGAGUUUUGGCUCCGAGGCUGAAACAGAAGCUGCUCCGGGCUCGAGUUUCUCUCAGGUGUGUUUGCAGGAGAAACACAGGGAACAAUGGUGAAGAAUGUGAACAGUGUGAACGUGGAGCCCCAGCCUGGGACCAGCAUGGCUUUGGAAGAAGCUGAACCCACUGAACAACUGAACAACCAGCCCACAGAGGAAUCUGGCAAGGACCAUGUGGUGGCUCCCCCCGGCAUGAUGUGGCGGGUGACCGGCGGCCUCUUCAAUGUCACCAAGGGUGUCGUGGGUGCUGCGGUGGGCGGAGUGGCCUGGGUGGGCGGCAAGAGCCUGGAGAUCACCAAGUCGGCUGUGACCACGGUGCCUUCGAUGGGCGUGGGGCUGGUGAAGGGCGGGGUGUCGGCCGUGGCCGGUGGCGUCUCCACGGUGGGGUCGACGGUAGCCAGUAAAGUCCCGUUCACGGCCAAGAGGAAAGACAAAGCUGAGUGAAGAGUUGGAGAAGGAGGAGGAGGAAGAGCAUGAUGAUGAUGAUGACGAUGAUGAUGAUGAUGGACUUGCCCCGCCCUGAGCCAACAGAGAGAGGCCGCCUGCAGAUCUCUGUCUGCCAAUCAGACUCCACAGUGCCUUCAGAGGCCUUUCUUGGCCUUGAACAUAAUAGUCUUGUCACCAUACCGAGAUGUCGACUUUGAUGCAUAUAACUACAGUCGUUUCCUUAAAGUUCAGUAGUACUACUUUACCAUGGCAACCCAUUAUUACCAGGAAGAAAUGCUGAGUCACCAAAACUCUGUGUACAACCCCUGCCUGACCUGGAGCGGUGUUUGUACGGCUGGAACUAAAUAUGUCUCCAGGAAGAUUACAUGGACUGGGAUCCACUGCAGCUCGUGGUGAACUUCUUGAUGCUGUUGAAUAUUUUUAUCUGUUGUUUAUCUGACUGAUGCUCAAUCUUUCCUUCACUCUCUCCAGUCAACACACGUUUGGUGAAAUGUUUCCUGAAUCAAAACGCUGAAGACUUUUAGUCUUUUUUUUUUCUUUUUUUGCAUUGGACAAAAAUAGUGUGUUGUGAAAAGUCAAAUAUUUCAACAUUGGAAAAUUAGGGAUCAGUGUUGUUCAGUCUACAUCCUUCACUGUGUCUGACCUUUACCCUUUUAAAGAGCCCUGGGCGCUUUUCUUUUUUUCUUUUUUUUUACCCAGCAGCCCCCAGUCAACAUGUAGGAACAUUUAUCUGUAAUGUCUGAAGACUGUAAACACACACAAUCACAUGUACAGUGACAAUGGGCUCAUGUCUUUACCACAGCUAUGAUAUUCUUAAAGUUUUCUGUUCAUCUCAAAUGUUGAAAUGUUGCGUCAGACUCUAAUAAAUGGAAUUUUUAGGAUUAAAGAAGAAAACAUUCUGCAGCCUUUUAAUCAUUGACCGUUUGUGAGAGUUAAAGGGCAGAAUGUUGUCUGGAGACAGUAAAGGUUGAACUGUACCUUUAAAUGAGAAGGGGAACACGUUUAUAUGCAAUAGCAGCAUUUCAAUGCAACAUUAGAGUGAGUGGGAGUUGUUGCUGAUUGGACUUAACUAUGUGAAUGUCUUGUUUGUGUUUUUUCAAUAUAUCAAUAAAGUAGUUUGGAAAGUAAAAAAUAUCUUUAACAUAAAA
Messenger RNA from Paralichthys olivaceus (Japanese flounder), 1893 nucleotides. RefSeq names its product transmembrane protein 263. The record is from RefSeq and is a predicted model, not a curated record. NCBI's taxonomy places the organism in Eukaryota, Metazoa, Chordata, Actinopteri, Pleuronectiformes, Paralichthyidae.